Messenger RNA from Pichia membranifaciens NRRL Y-2026, 546 nucleotides. RefSeq lists its product as hypothetical. The coding region runs from base 1 to 546 and encodes 181 amino acids. Gene Ontology annotation, molecular function: RNA binding. The record is from RefSeq and is a predicted model, not a curated record. Gene Ontology annotation, biological process: ribosome assembly; ribosomal large subunit biogenesis. Lineage: Eukaryota; Fungi; Ascomycota; Pichiomycetes; Pichiales; Pichiaceae. Gene Ontology annotation, cellular component: nucleolus; preribosome, large subunit precursor; nucleus. The transcript has a single exon.
AUGAGGCCUCUCACAGAAGUAGAAACAAAGGUAGUCUUUGAAAAGCUUGCCAAUUAUAUUGGUAGAAACAUUGCGCUUUUAGUUGAUAAUCCUCAAGAUCCACAUGUUUUCCGUGUGCAGAAAGACAGAGUAUACUACGUUAGUGAUAAAGUUGCCAACUUUGCAACGUCGGUUGCAAGAAAGAACUUGAUGUCACUUGGUGUUUGCUUUGGUAAAUUCACGAAAACAGGAAAGUUCAGACUUCACAUCACCUCUUUGAAAUAUCUUGCACAGUACGCUAAAUACAAAGUCUGGAUCAAGGCGAAUGGUGAGAUGCCAUUCUUAUACGGCAACCAUGUUUUGAAGGCACACAUCGGUAAGAUGAGUGAAGAUAUACCUGAACAUGCUGGUGUGAUUGUUUUCAGCAUGAAUGAUACUCCACUCGGAUUUGGAAUUUCUGCAAAAUCAACUAUAGAAGCUAGAAACUUACAGCCAACAGCCAUUGUUACGUUUAGACAGGGCGAUAUUGGCGAAUACUUAAGAGAUGAAGACACUCUUUUCACAUGA